AAAGAUCAGUCGGGCACUACUAUCAAGAAUUACAAACUGGGAGAGAUCAUCGGUAAGGGUAACAACGGGAAAGUGUACAAGACCUUGAACAUGGAUACCGGCGAUGUUGUGGCUAUCAAACAAAUCCCCCUUCAUAACAUGGCAAAAGAGGAAAUCUCGAGCAUGAUGAAAGAAAUCGAACUUCUGAACCAUUUGGAUCAUGCCAACAUUGUCAAGUACCUCGCCUCGAUAAAGACCAAAGACUAUUUGAAUAUUGUUCUAGAAUAUGUCGAGAAUGGCUCCCUAGCGAAUACGGUCAAGAAGUUUGGAAGUCUCCCGGAGAGUUUGAUCGCUAUCUACAUUGAGCAGGUUCUGCAGGGGCUGCACUAUCUGCAUACUCAGGGCGUCAUCCAUCGAGACAUCAAAGGCGCUAACAUCCUGACCACCAAGGAGGGGACAGUCAAACUCGCUGACUUCGGAGUUGCGACGCGAAUGGGCGACGCCACUGCUCUGCCAGGAAAAGACUACCAUGAUGUGGCAGGGACUCCCUACUGGAUGGCCCCUGAGGUUAUCGAGAUGUCUCCUGCCUCGCCUGCCUCUGACAUCUGGAGCGUCGGAGCCACUAUCAUUGAGCUGCUGACAGGUUCCCCUCCUUACUUCGAUCUCGCUGCCAUGCCUGCCCUGUUCCGCAUAGUACAAGACCCCUGCCCUCCCCUUCCCAAGGACAUGUCGCCGGCGCUUGAUGAUUUCUUGAAGCUUUGCUUCCGCAAAGACCCCAGCACCAGGUUGACAGCGAAGCAGUUGCUGGACCAC
Molecule: messenger RNA, 792 nt
Organism: Guillardia theta CCMP2712
Lineage: Eukaryota; Cryptophyceae; Pyrenomonadales; Geminigeraceae
Exons: 1
Biological process (GO): protein phosphorylation
Molecular function (GO): ATP binding; protein kinase activity
Source: RefSeq, a predicted model, not a curated record